Messenger RNA from Caenorhabditis briggsae, 672 nucleotides. Lineage: Eukaryota; Metazoa; Nematoda; Chromadorea; Rhabditida; Rhabditidae. The coding region runs from base 1 to 672 and encodes 223 amino acids. The transcript has 6 exons. The record is from RefSeq and is a predicted model, not a curated record.
AUGAAGGGAUACAAGUAUUGUUUGUGUUAUUUACAGUUCGUGAGUUUUAUCACUGAACUACACAUGUCUUGGAUUUGUCCUGGAUACUAUUUCUUCCCACUGAUUGGUGGAUAUAAUACUGGUGCCGAAUUUAUCAGCUCUCAUUUGAGUAUGACCCUUUAUGUCUUCAUAUUUGCAUUCGAAUUGCCUUCUACUCUAUCCUGCUUCAUUUUUCGACAUAAAGCAGCUGAAGAAAUCAGUCGGACGAAUCCCAGCAAAAUGUAUGUUGAAAAGUUUAUGCUUAUUUUGUGUCAUAUUUUUCCGUUCGCUGGAGCAUUUGCCAUGUUUAACUCUCAGCUGACAUUUGAACAAAAAUAUGAUUAUCUGCAAAAAAAUUGGCCAGAAUGCAUGAUUUGGAUGAAAUUUGAUGCUUUUGAAGUUUAUGAUUAUGUUCUAAAUCCUUGGUUAGCUGUUGUCGGAAUAGGAGCCAUCUCGUUUGUUUUGUUAGUUUACGGAGCUGGCAACAGAUACAAUGUUCCUUGUGGGCUCACACUCGAUGUGUUCUUGCGCCGUGAUGACUUUGAGCAAUCCGAAAUAUCGGAAAUUUUUGAAAAAGAAAGUUUACGAGGAUUUCAGAUUCAAAAAUUUGGGGAAUACGAAUACGGUAGAGCCAAUCAGCCAACGGACAAAUAG